Messenger RNA from Hansenula anomala, 585 nucleotides. RefSeq lists its product as uncharacterized. The coding region runs from base 1 to 585 and encodes 194 amino acids. The record is from RefSeq and is a predicted model, not a curated record. NCBI's taxonomy places the organism in Eukaryota, Fungi, Ascomycota, Saccharomycetes, Phaffomycetales, Wickerhamomycetaceae. The transcript has a single exon.
AUGUCGGGAGCAAACGUUGACCCAAAUAGAGUCGAAAAGACUAUCAAAAAUGAAGUUGAAGAAAAAUUUGAAGAUACUCAUCCUUCCAAUGAAGACCCCGAACAAUCAAUAAAGAAGGAAGAAGGAGAAGUUUACAUUUUAGGUCAUGAAAUUGAUUAUCCUGGAUUUGAUAGGAAUGAGCAAAUCACAUUGGAGUUACUAGCAGACACAAUCAACGAUACUAUUAAAUACCAAAUCGAAGACACUACUAGAAACCUUGAAGAUAAUGGACUAGAUAAUGAUUUAAGAAGGGAUGCGUAUAUCAGAAGAAUAAAAGCACUAGAAGCAAUCAAGAUUAAAGUUCUUUCAAAUCCUCAUACUUUAUCAUAUACCGUUGAUAUAAAUGAACCAAUAAAUUCAGAAGCUUAUCAAACUACUAUGAAAUCUAUUGAAGGUGACAUUGAUGAAUUUUUAUUGAAAACUAGCUUUCGUGCUUCAAAAAGUACAAUGUUUAGUGUGUUCGGUGGUCCAGGUUACGAAGAACUACGUAACUAUGAAUUAAUGAAUUCAAUAGAGACGUACCGUGGCUUGUCUUGGAACACAUGA